AUGGCCGAAUCUAAGCUGCACCGCUGCGUCGUGUGCUCCGUGGACAUGACGUCGUGGCGCGUAGUCGACCGCGAGACGCACGUGAACGCGUGUCUCGAUGACGCGGUCGUUGACGAGCGAUACGACUGUCCCACUUGCAGCAAAGAGCUCUCCCACUGCGAUGAACGGCAGCGCUUGGAGCAUGUGAACCGCUGUCUGGACGCGAUCGAGAUGAAAGGCAGCGACACGAGCGCGAACGAACCGUAUGGAGCUAUAGAAGAGGCGAAGAAAGAAGAAGAAGAAGAAGAAGAAGAAGAAGAAGAAGGGACGGAGGAGCAGGAGGAGGAGGAGGUGCUGCUGCUGACGCAGGUGGCGGAACAAACGCAGGAGGAAGCCGAGACGAGCGACUGCGAGUACAUUGGAGCCAGUUACGUGUGCAAAAUCUGCGGUAUCGACAUGUCAAGCGUCGAGCUGAUGCAGCGCAUUCGUCAUGUGAAGUCGUGUGGCCAGAAGUUUGGUGUGAGAGCUGCUGAUAUGGCAGACGUUGAGCAAGCGGAGACGAUCGUGGCGAGACUGGACGAGAAGGCCACGUCGAAUGCGUUUGUUGUCAUGAUGCAGUCUGCGUCUGGAGACUCAGUGACACAGACUGCUGCCAUAGAGCGAUCAAAUGUGUUUGACGUCUUGAUGCGGAGUUCCAAAACCGCUGCUGUGCUCAAUACUCGGAAACGCCCCGUGCCUUUCAAGUUCACACGCAAAGCGAUGCAACGACGACGCCUGCUGUAUCCUGAUUACAAGUGUGUCAAGGGAACGAACCCGCCGUUCAUAGUCGACGGGUUUUACUACGCUUGCAAUCAAAACUCGAGCAUUUACUUUCUCACGCACUUUCACUCGGAUCACUACGGCGGAAUCACUAAGGACUUUGACUGUGGCAUUAUCUAUUGCAACGAAAUCACCGCCAAGCUUGUCGUCCAGGAGCUGGGAGUCCAGCAAAAGUAUGUUCACCCCGUGGGAAUGAACGCACCUGUGCUCGUCGGUGACGUGCAAGUGACGUUCUUGGACGCUAACCAUUGUCCUGGUUCAGCCAUCAUCCUGUUUCGUCUCAAAGACGGGAAAACGUACCUGCACACUGGAGAUUUUCGGUUCCACCGGAAGAUGCUAAACUAUGCAGCUCUACAGCCAUUCAUUCCGACGGGCGAUGAAACCAUUGAUGACAAUGGUAAGAUCGUUGGUAUCCGCCGAUUGGACGGCGUGUAUUUGGAUACGACCUAUUGUGAUCCUAAGUACACGUUUCCAGCUCAGCAAGCUGCUGUGAAUCAUGCACUCGAGCUCAUGGACAAGCACUGGAAGCAGGAAAAAGUGCUGUAUCUGUUUGGAUCGUACACAAUUGGCAAAGAGCGCUUGUUCAUGGAGAUCGCACGCAAGUAUCAGCAGAAAGUGUGCGUCUCGAAAGCAAAGAUGAGGAUCAUCGAAACCUUUGGUUGGCCUCGCGAAGAGAUGCAGCUGUUGACGACAGAAUCGGCUGCGACCAAUCUGCAUGUCGUUCGUAUGCAAGAUCUUCAAAUGGACAAUCUGACGGUGCUACUGGCAAAGCAUCGUCUGCUUUAUCGAUCGAUCGUUGCGUUCCGCCCGACUGGAUGGACGUUUAGUAGCAAGAACCCGCGGUCGAUGUCCACGUGUUGUUCCGAUCCUACAGGCAAGAUUCGCAUCUACGGGCUUCCGUACAGCGAGCACUCGAGCUUUGCUGAGCUGUGCGACUUCGUCAAAGUUGUGAACCCUUGCGCGAUCAUUCCGACGGUGAACUGCAGUACUAAGCGAAGUGCGACCAAGCAGGUGAAUGCCUUGCGUCAGGUCGCUUUCCACACUAUAUCAGCGCUUUUCAAGCAGCAGCACCAGCAGCUGAAGCAGCAGCUAAAGGGAUGA
This is a messenger RNA of Hyaloperonospora brassicae, 1899 nucleotides long. NCBI's taxonomy places the organism in Eukaryota, Oomycota, Peronosporomycetes, Peronosporales, Peronosporaceae. The record is from the annotation of a GenBank genome assembly.